Pomacea canaliculata is the source of this 1448-nucleotide messenger RNA. Its product is annotated as prohibitin-2-like. The transcript has 8 exons. NCBI's taxonomy places the organism in Eukaryota, Metazoa, Mollusca, Gastropoda, Architaenioglossa, Ampullariidae. Gene Ontology annotation, cellular component: membrane; mitochondrion. The record is from RefSeq and is a predicted model, not a curated record. Gene Ontology annotation, biological process: mitochondrion organization. Bases 77 to 979 code for a protein of 300 amino acids.
GGAAAUAAGCACGAAAACUUGACCUCGAAGUCCAUGCAACUCAAGGGUAGCGACUUUGCAUCAGAAAACCUACGACAUGGAUCCUAAGAAAUUUGGCGAUAUCGCAGGACGCUUGAAAACAGGAGGAAAAGGUUUUGGAACAGGUCUUGGAUUCCUCGCCGCUGCUGGAGGACUUGCGUAUGCUGUGUCGCAAUCGGUCUACACAGUGGACGGUGGUCACAGAGCCAUUAUAUUUAGCCGAAUCGGUGGCGUAAAGGAUGAUGUCUUUGUCGAAGGCCUGCAUUUCAGGAUACCUUGGUUCCAAUACCCAAUCAUCUAUGACAUCCGUUCCAGACCUAGAAAAAUUUCUUCUCCCACAGGAAGCAAAGACUUGCAGAUGGUAAACAUUUCACUGCGUGUGUUGUCAAGACCACUUGCUUCUCAGCUGCCACAGAUCUAUCGAAGCCUUGGGACAGAUUUUGAUGAGCGAGUGCUACCUUCUAUCUGCAAUGAGGUUCUAAAGAGUGUUGUGGCCAAGUUCAAUGCAUCUCAGCUGAUAACACAGCGCCAGCAAGUCAGUUUGUUGAUUCGGCGUGAGUUAACAGAGCGAGCCAAAGAUUUCAACAUUAUCCUUGAUGAUGUGUCUAUCACAGAACUCAGCUUUGGUCGGGAGUAUACUGCUGCUGUUGAAUCCAAGCAGGUUGCCCAGCAAGAAGCUCAGCGUGCCCAGUUUAUUGUGGAAAAAGCCAAGCAAGAAAAGCAGCAGAAAGUAGUGCAAGCCGAGGGAGAAGCUACAGCUGCUAAACUUAUUGGACAGUCUGUAAGCGCCAACCCUGGAUUUCUAAAGCUGAGAAAAAUUAAAGCAGCUCAGAACAUUGCCAGAACCAUCGCACAGUCCCAGAACAGAGCAUACCUAAAUGCCAGCACUCUAAUGCUGAACAUUGGUGAAAAAGACUUUGAUGAUGCUGCCGAUGCCCUUACUGCAAGGCGCAAAAAGUGAAAGCAUUUCCCACUGUCAUCAUGAUCACUUGUCCUUUUGGCUGUAACCUGAACUGUGUGGAGCACCGAGCAAUAAGUGUGGAAAACAGUUUGUACUAGAUUCAAAUAUGAAUUAGUUUUAGAGACCAAGAGGGAUGAUAGUUUUUGGAAAUUUGCCAGAAUAGCUUUACAAUAGGAUGUACAGAGCAUCUAUUGCCUUCAAGAUUUAGUCAUGUCGUCUCUGCAAUCAAGUUAAAAGCAGGUGCUACUGAUUAAUCGAUGCUACCAUUUUUUUCUUUAAAAGAGAGCCAAACCUUGCAAAUAUUUGAAAUAGCUUCGGUCAUUUGAAUUUUGUGUAAUAACUUUUGAAAGUCAUACCAUGAAUUAACAUUAUAAACAAGCAUCCAAAUACAUUGAAUACUUGCUGGUCAAAUGUUUGUGAAAAUGUGUUCUUUCUGGCAAAGAUGAAGUAAAGUCAUUGACCACAAGUU